This is a messenger RNA of Malus domestica (apple), 2200 nucleotides long. The record is from RefSeq and is a predicted model, not a curated record. NCBI's taxonomy places the organism in Eukaryota, Viridiplantae, Streptophyta, Magnoliopsida, Rosales, Rosaceae.
ACGCCGUUAGUCCUGCUACGACGUCGUAGAGCUCAACAGCUACCAACGACGUUACCAAAACCGUCUAAAACGACCUCGAUUCCUCUCUCUCUCUUCUUCUGCAACGAACAACAAGCAGCGGCUGCAGCCUCUCACUCUCUCCCUUUCUCUCUCUAGAAUUUUCUCUCUCUGCAAGUCUCUUUUUCCUCUCUCUCCAGCUUCACCUCUCCGGGAGCAACUCAAGGAGCAACUUUUUAUGGGGUCAGGGUUGCUGCGACUGUCAGUUGAGCUUGAAGUUUGAGGAUGCGAGCUGUGGUUGAGGGGUUACAAUUGUAAGUUAGAGUUUUGUGUGUUUUGAGGAUGGGUUCUGCUUGUUGUGUUGCUGCUAGAGACAAGACUAUAACAAACAGAGCUAAUAGCGAAAUUCUGCAUCGUAAUAUGCGGUACUCACCAACUUGGAGCUUUCGGUGGGAUAACCGGGUGGGGGUGGCAGCUGAAGAGACUUCUGUAAGUUGGUUUUCUGAUGGUGUUAGCAGAAAUGAUGGAUCAGAAGUUAAAUUUGAGUCGGCAUGUGUAUCUGAGGAGGGAAGUCCACUGGAACAUUUUCGAAGACAUACGGCGCAAAAAUCUUCAGUAUCUGAGGGAACUGCUGGGCAUGUCCGGACUCCUGCUUCAGGUGGCCAUGUUUUUUGCAUGUACCAUAUUUGCUUUAGUGUCACAUGCAUUAUGAGACUUUGUCAAAUACGAAGACAAGACUUUUGCAUCCAAUUAAAGUAUUUAGGGCCACGCUCUGAACUGAGGGUGACUUGGAUGGCUAUGCAUUACACAUAUGCACUGAUGGAAGAUCAAUCCAUUUCAAGAAAUAUUUCCAUGGAUGCAAGUCUUGAGCAGGUAAAAGAGUCAGAAGAGUCCCCUACUGUUUCAUAUCCAUCCCCGACAAAAUUAUCAGUUUCGUUGCCUUCUACUUCAUCCUUGUCGGCAUCCCCUUUGUCAUCCCAGAGUCACCUGCCUCCUCCUAGCUCAACUCCAUUGAGGUGGCCCCGCUGUUCUCCAGGACAUCAGUUAUUAAGGCAAGUAUCUGAUGGCCGAGUCCCAGGAAACAAGUCACCCAACAGCUUCUCAAUUUCUGAAGAUAAGGCAAGGCCUCCCUCAUGGAGCAAUGAAUCUGCUAGGGGCUCCCGUGGUGGUUCUUCUGAUAGUUGGUCUAUGAAUGCAUUUUCCGAGCUCAUGGCCACAUCUAAUAGAGAAAGGUGGUCUUUUGACAGCGAGUCCUUUGGCUUUAAUCGUGAAAAGAUAACUAGAUCCAGUAGCAGAGUUUCAGCUACACCCUCUGUUGAUUCGCAGACGUGUGGGGUUUGCUCAAAGCUUUUGGCUGAGAAAUCUUCAUGGAGCAGCCAAAAAAUUAUUGCAACCAAUGAGCUUUCUGUGGUUUCAGUGUUAAUUUGUGGACAUGUUUAUCAUGCCGAGUGUUUGGAGAAUAUGACACCUGAAAUUAACAAGUAUGACCCAGCUUGCCCGGUUUGUACUUUUGGGGAGAAACAGAUCCACAAGUUGUCCGAAAAAGCAUUGAAAGCUGAAAUGGAUUUGAAGGCUAGAAACAAGAGAUCGAGGAACCGGGUGUUAGACCUUGAUGGUGAGUCUGCUGUGUUUGAUCGCUUGAAAAGCACUGGACAUCAAGGAAAGGAUCCUAAGUUGGGAUCCAGUUCCAGCAUGAAAAGCUCCUUGGGAAAGCCUUUUUUGAGACGGCACUUCUCAUUUGGCUCCAAGAGCGCUCGAGCCCUAUCAGAGAAUCAUUCUACUAGAAAGAAAGGGUUCUUCUGGGCCAAAUCCAGCAAGAUGUGAGCUCACACUAAGAUGUUUGGGAGAUUUCGGUCUUGGUUCUUCUUUUGCAAUCUCAGUUGGGCAAAAGGAUUGGGAAGAGUGCAUUUAUUAAGGCAUUGUAAACAUCUGCACAACAGCAUCUUGACGUUUGACAAGGUUAGCUUGUGAAGUUGCACUGUAAAGAAGAGAAGAACGAAUUUAUAUAACAGUUCUUUAUAGAAAGAAAAAGAUAGUAGAAUUGAAACGCUGAAAGGACCUGUGUCUGAUUCUUACUGUUGUACAGAUUUUCUUCUUUGCGUGAAUUCAUACUUGAAUUUAUCGAAAUGAACUUAUGUUUGUCAAUUGGAUCCUGGAUUUGCUUAAAAGGCAACAUGGUUCCUUCCUACAAAACUUUAUGUUA